Molecule: messenger RNA, 1801 nt
Organism: Aspergillus saccharolyticus JOP 1030-1
Lineage: Eukaryota; Fungi; Ascomycota; Eurotiomycetes; Eurotiales; Aspergillaceae
Product: inositol polyphosphate multikinase
Exons: 2
Coding region: 320-1669 (449 amino acids)
Biological process (GO): inositol phosphate biosynthetic process; phosphatidylinositol phosphate biosynthetic process
Cellular component (GO): nucleus; cytoplasm
Molecular function (GO): inositol hexakisphosphate kinase activity; inositol-1,4,5,6-tetrakisphosphate 3-kinase activity
Source: RefSeq, a predicted model, not a curated record
AUUUUUUCCUCUCCCUCAAUUUCCUUCCUACAGUAACUUGCCAACCCGCCUUUUGUGGCUUGUCUCUCCUUUCCCAUUCCCCUUGAACCCCUGUCGCGCAUUUGUUUGCUUCUACAGGAAUAAAUUAUUUUUCCCUUCCUUGUUUCACCGUCGAGGAAAUUCCUCUCCUAUUCAUCCUCUCGAACCCGAGCGACCCUGCAACUUCCCGCCUACUGAACCCUCCGUGCCUUUCCGUGACUCAUGCGGAAUGCUGUCUAAACUCCAGCAGUCUCUGUUGGAUAGUGAUUGAUCGUUUACUGUGCUCUAAAACCUCUUCACCAUGCAAUCCUCUUCGCGAUCAGACAGCAGCGCGAUGACCGCAAAGCUUGACCACGAUAGUUUCGUCGCGUUCGACCAUGCCGCCGCCGGACAUGACGGCGUCCAGUGCACCGUAUCCGGCACCUUCAUCGCAAAGCCUUGCACCGCGCAAGAAGUUGCGUUCUACGAGUCCAGCGCUCUCCACCCGGCAUUCCAAGAAUUUCUGCCCACGUACAUCGGCACGUUAACCUCCGCGAAUGAACAGCAGCCUCUGGCACUGGCCGCGGCCCAGCAAGCCGGCGCCAUCAUGCUCCCCACCUCGGAAUAUUCCUCCGCGUCUGACACUCCUACGACGACGCUUCCAGCCCAAGCUGUCACCACUAGCACAGCGACGGCGACGGCGACAGCGUCCGAAGGGGCCAGCUCUAGCAGCGCAGCGGCUGCGGAGUCGUCAUGGGUCCCCUCCAACGGAAAGAAGCUCGAGACCGGGAUCUCGAUCGUGCUGGAGAAUGUGGCUGCGGGCUUCAAGCGGCCCAAUGUGCUGGAUGUGAAGCUGGGCGCUAGGCUCUGGGCGGACGAUGCGCCACCCUCGAAACGCGCAAAGCUGGACCUCGUGUCCAAGGAAACGACAAGCUCGACGCUGGGGUUCCGGAUUGCUGGAAUGAAAGUUUGGACCGGGGUGAGCGGGGAGACCGACGAGGGCAGUCGGACUGACCCUUACGCGACGAAAUACGAGGGCGCCGAAGGUGCUAAGGGGCAGGUUGUCGAGGCAGAUGGCUACAGGCGGUACGAUAAGUGGUAUGGCCGGUCGCUCACGGAGGGCAACAUCAAGGAAGGAUUCCGGACGUUUCUCGCUGGUGCCAAAGCCGGGGCUGUAGAUCGGUCCCAGUUGGUCGCGGGACGACUUGCCGAGGAAUUGAAGCAGGUGCAGGAAGUUCUGGAGUCUGAAGAAAGCCGAAUGUACUCUUCAAGUGUACUAAUCGUCUAUGAAGGCGACCCAGAAGCCAUGGAAAAGGCGCUGGAGGAAGAGCAGAAGCCUCGACCGGAGCGCGAGGAAGCAGAGGACGAGGACGAGGACGAGAAUGAGGACGUCGAAUUUGAGAUCCAAGAUGGGUCUUUCCAAGUGGUCGACAUACCCCUUGGCCAGGGCAGCGUGCCGCACCAGGCUAUCAACAUCAACCUAGGCCCCGAGGUCGCAGAGCUGGGGGAGCUAGAUCUCGACGAGGACGAGGAGGAUCCCCCAAAAGUGCAUGACCUCCGACUGAUUGACUUUGCGCAUGCAAGCUGGACCCCGGGCCAGGGCCCGGACGAGAACGUCCUAACGGGGAUACGGAAUCUGACUCGGAUCCUGGAGGAGCUUGCCUUGGAGUAAAUGUUCAGUGAAAACCAUCAUAGUCGCUGGCGGCUUAAGAUGGAAGCAAUAGUUAGUAGCAUUGCGCCCGGUGUUCGCAUAGGCUACAGCACACGAGGAUUUAGCAAAACCAAAAUGAAACCAGAUCAGAAU